Molecule: messenger RNA, 2016 nt
Organism: Exophiala oligosperma
Lineage: Eukaryota; Fungi; Ascomycota; Eurotiomycetes; Chaetothyriales; Herpotrichiellaceae
Exons: 1
Coding region: 388-1320 (310 amino acids)
Source: RefSeq, a predicted model, not a curated record
CACCAAUUGCCAUGGAUGUAGGUCUGAAAGAGGUAAUUGAACAACAUCUUAUACAUCAUCCCAUCAUUUGCCCUGCGUCAGUCCACUAUCAUCCCCCCCGAGAUAUCUGCAUACUUCAAUAUUUCUAUCACUGGGUGUUUUAUCAUCUUCUCGUAUUGGCGAUAUAUCUCGUGGCUUUUUCAACCACCCUCACUUUGCCGGAUCUAUUUAUACAUAUUGAACCUUGGACUACCUCACCUGAUUGACGAUUUGAUUCUGCGCACUCAGCGUUUCGAGCCUUCCAAGGAUUCCUACAAGCAGUUGACAAACCAGGAAGUCCCAAGUGUUGAACCGGAACGGCAUUUGAUAAUAUCUGAACGACAAGGAUAACACAGCUCCCAAUCAAACAUGUCUAAAAUAUCCAUCCUGGGUUUCCUACCCAAUUCCGACGACACCUCUAGCACUUUGCCCCCCAUCCACUGGUCCAUCCUCGUCUCUCCUCUCAACGAGGAUGCCUCAUCCCAGGCCCAAGCACAACCCAAAUCCAGAUCACGUCUCUUCCGACUGAACUCGGGUCCCAAAAAACUGACGAGCGAUACUGUCCUCUUCGACAUGCACAACCAUCAACUCCGCCAACAGCCGUACCCCGUUCCAAUUGAGUCAUCUUCGAGCGACGAUGAGUCCGCCGAGGUUCCUCCCUCCACCACGACUACACGAACGUCCAUCACAUCUUCCGACCGGAACCAACUGGUCCACCCGGUCAUCCGCGUCUACCUGGCCCCCUACCACUCGGUGCCGUUCAAGCUCGUCCCAAAACUCUCGUCCAUCCUCUACCAGACACCCACCUACGGCCCCGAAGAUGACUGGCUCCGGGCCGCCCUCGAGAACCUGAUCUGCUCCCGCAUCUUGGGGAGUGACACGCCGCAACACAUCUACAGCGCCCCCUCGAUCCUCGACUUCAUUCAUGAUUGUCUUUCGAGUAACAGCGCAGCGCUCUCCACAGUCGGGGCAGACCCAGAUGACUCCGAUUCCGACAUCAUCGAUUCCGACUACACCGUCCACCUCGUCCGGCUCGCCCAGGCCAAAGCAAUGUUCAACCACUCGGCCACACCGUCGCGGACGUCCAGUAUGACCGGGGGAUCCGCCAUGUCCCUGCAAGAGGAAAAGUCCGCGUCGGCUCGCACGGCAGGAAGCGGUGGUGGCAAAUCCAAAAGGCACUUUUUGGGCUUCUGGCUCACCCAAGGAAGUAACGGCCAGAAAUUUCAUCAUCAGCGUACGCAGUGCGCCUACGACCCUCAUCCGUGGCAGAGACAGGAUGACCCAUACGGCGGAUUGAUGUGAGCAAUCAUGGCCCAUCACCUUGCACUCAAGAAAGCUUCAUGUGCCUUUAUUUCCCGUAACGAAUUCUUCACUGAGUGGUGCGUUUUUGCUCUUUUUUGUUUUUUCAACAGGAUCGGCCGCUGGCAAAGACGCCAACCAUACUGUCCCACGCCUUGGGAAAGACGGGACGAUUCAUAUGGCGGGCUUAUGUGAAAAUACCAACAACGAGGGACUGUGAUUGGGGGGUCUUGGAGGCGUUCUUUGGUUGUUUAAGAGUUUGUGGAGGGAUCUUUUUGUUUUGGCGAGAUUGAAAGUUGCCCAGCUGGCUAACCUCCUCACUUGUUUCCUAUUCAAAGGAGAAGAUGCUCUAUUCUAUCCGUGUCUGUUCAGUUGAGACUGUACAGAGACACAAUCAACAAAAGACUUGGUUUUUGAAUUGAAAUGGAUAUUCAAGUAUACCGAUACCGGGGUUGGAAGGAGCGGAGUGACAUGAUCGUCAUACUCACAGCGUACCGAGUCUUUGCUACGAAUUACAGUCACUACAUCACCGAUGAUGGCAACGUCGACGAGGUGAAGAACAAAUUGUGAAAAAAAUCUUGUAUGAGAUACAGUUUGAUGACAAUUAAUUUCCAACCCUGGCUACCUAAGGUAUGGGUUCUAGCUAGUGCUAGUGCUUAAAUGCUUCUGCUCCUGCUCCUGCUCCUGCUCCUGCUCCUG